AACAUGAUGCUGUCGCAUAUUCAGCUGGCGCACCUAAUAUUUACUGUGCUACACAAGCUGGUAUACUCAGUUCUUUACUUUUGUUCAGCAUUUGUGAUACUUAUUCGAUCAAUUGAUGACUUUGACUGAGAAGGAAGAUACCUCUGGUGUCGUAGUGACCACAGAGUUUCUGCCUGACCAUGGACUAUACGACGACAUUCGAGAGAAGAAAGUCGAUGUCGUUGUUACGGAAACCGAGGGUCUUAUGAUUCAUAGCUAUGAGCAUAUCAUUGAACGUAUCAAAAGCUCUGGUGAUAUGGACGAUUUGCUCUCUGAGGACGCGGACUUCGUCAUUGAAAAGUUGCAGAGUAUGGAUCCUGCUGAGGCUUUGGAGGUUCUUGCAGCUGCGAUCGACUACCACUCGAAUGAUAUCAACUUUCCAGCAGCGACCAUGGCCAAGAUUCAACGUCUGGUACAGGGUGUUGAGGCUUAUGAUGAGGGCGAGGUUGUGUAUGAUCUUGACAUCCGCCUGGAGGCUAGCAUGAUCAAAUACUACUCUCCUUACCCGGAAGUACGAUCUGUUGUUGGCCCUCUUGAUGAUCCUACGAUUCCUGUGGAGACCUUCCGAGUUUAUCUGGUCGCCAUGGUCUGGGUCGUCAUUGGUGCCUUUGUCAAUCAGAUCAUGACCUAUCGUCGUCCAUCAAUUUCUCUCUCGUCGCAGGUUAUCCAGAUUUUGAUCUUUCCGUGUGGCCGUUUCAUGCAGUAUGUGCUACCGAAGAAGAAGAUCGGAUUCGGAAGAUAUAAAGUCGAUCUAAAUCCCGGACCUUGGUCUUUCAAGGAGCAGGUAUUCUGCAGUAUUAUCGUCAACUGUGCCGCCACUGCGAGUAUCUUCAACAGCUACAUGCCCACUAUGCGUCUCGAAAUGUUCUACAAUCAGUCUUGGAUGAACUACUCGUACUCGGUUCUUAUGGGAUUGGCUGUUCAGUUUUUUGGAUUUGGGAUGAGUGGUUGCUUGAGACGAUGGGCAAUCUAUCCAACAAAGGCUGUUUGGCCUACUGUCCUCCCUGUGUUGCAGCUUAAUAGGACACUUCUGAUUCCGGAAACCAAAAGGAAUAUCAACGGUUGGACUAUCAGCAAGUACAGAUUAUUCUAUAUCUUGCUCUUGUGCUCGCUGGUAUAUCUGUUUCUCCCGGACUUUCUCUUCAAGGCAUUGAGCACUUUUAAUUGGAUGACUUGGAUUGCUCCAAACAACAAGAAUCUAGCCUACGUCACAGGCUCCUUGAUUGGCGUUGGUUUCAAUCCUAUUCCGACAUUUGACUGGUCUGUCGUCAAUUAUUCCAGGCCUCUUGUUGUCCCUUUCUUUUCGACAGCAAACCCAUUUUUUGGCUCCGUGCUAGGAGGCUUGAUUGUACUCAUCUGUUACUACACCAAUUACAAGUACUCGGCAUAUCUUCCGCCGAAUACAAGCACCGUUUACGACCGAUUUGGAAACUCUUACAACACGUCACGGAUUUUGACUGUUGACCAGCAAUUCAACGUUACCGCAUACAGGGACUACUCGCCUCCUUACAUCUCUGCGGGCCAGAACAUGUAUCAAGCUACUGCUUAUACUAUAUACACAUUUGCGUUUGUGUAUGUCUUUGCCAGUGAGUGGCAUACUAUGGUUGAGGCCCUCAAAGGUUUCUAUCAUGGACUGAGAUAUCGAACUGGAUCAAACUACGACCGAUACUCUGAUCCCAUGUCCACGCAUAUGAGAAACUAUAAGGAAGUUCCUGACUGGUGGUAUCUGGCGUUGCUAAUUGCUUCAAUCGGGGUUGGUAUUGCAGCGGUAGGAGCGCCGGCGUUCCCCACACAGACCCCGGUUUAUGUUGUUGUCGUUGCGGUUGUAGUAGCUGUUGGCCUACUUAUUCCGUUCAUUGUUCUUUACUCUACUACCGGAUACUUCAUGUCUAUCAAUAAUUUGGGAACCAUUCUUGGAGGAUAUCUACAACCUGGAAACGGACUCGCUUGUAUUUACACCCGUACUUUUGCGUUUGGUGUAGAUGAGCAAUCGGAGUUAGUUGUUGGGGAUCUGAAGAUGGCACACUAUGCUAAAAUUCCUCCGCGUGCUGUCUUCCGAGGUCAGUUCAUUGGCACUUUGAUCAUGAUCUUUGUGACAUCUGGUGUGGUUGAGAUUCUGGUCGGCAUGGAAGACUUUUGCAGCUUUCAGAACAAAUCAAAGUUCGUCUGUACGUUUGCACACACUCUUUAUGCCGACUCCCUUUUGAUGGGCGUUAUUGGCCCCGCUAGAACAUUUGGGGAGCUUUACCCGAUGUUCAAAUGGGCUUUUCUUAUCGGUGCGUGUAUGGCACCGCCAGUGUUUUUGAUACGCAAGCGUUUUUUGCGAUAUCUCAGAUUCUUCCAUCCUGUCCUCUUCAUGGGCGGACUUCUACGAUAUGGAUCUACCUACAACCUAUCUUACUAUCUUCCGGGUUUCUACGCGUCUACUGCUUUUAUGUGGUACGCCAAAACGCGCUAUCUGGCUUGGUGGUCAAAGUACAACUACAUCAUAUCUUCAGGUAUGGCUGCUGGUGUAGCUUUCGGUUCUAUUUUGAUCUUUCUCGCGCUACAGCUUCACCCUGUGAAGCUCGAAUGGUGGGGAAAUACCGUCCAAGAUGCAGGCAUUGACGGAGACGGUUCUGUUCCUUUGAUGGAUUUGCCGGAGCAGGGAUGGUUUGGUCUUCCUCCCGGAUCGUGGCAGUAGGUUUUUGUUGCUGAAGGGUUAUAAUACAGAGGGAUGAUUACAUGCAAGAUGUGGCAUGCUCUGGAUGGUUAUGGACUAGUUGAGAUCUGUGUGUGCAGAGUGGAUGAUGAAGUGAAUGCGGCGGGU
Molecule: messenger RNA, 2848 nt
Organism: Myxozyma melibiosi
Lineage: Eukaryota; Fungi; Ascomycota; Lipomycetes; Lipomycetales; Lipomycetaceae
Product: OPT oligopeptide transporter protein-domain-containing protein
Exons: 4
Coding region: 116-2722 (868 amino acids)
Biological process (GO): transmembrane transport
Cellular component (GO): plasma membrane
Molecular function (GO): oligopeptide transmembrane transporter activity
Source: RefSeq, a predicted model, not a curated record